AAGAAAACUACUGUCACCUUAAUGUUCACUUUUCACCUUAAUCUUCCAAUUAAAAACCAACGUUUGAUUAUUCUAUUGACACAGUACGUGGUCAUCUUAAAGGAAAGUGACUGUGAUGCAACUACCGCUCAAACUCAAAAUUUCCGUAUAUAUUUCAUAAUAUUUAUAAGGAUUUAAAAGUCUUGAAAGCUCAAGUAUUCUGAAGUGGUUUUUGUUGCUUCUUCUUCAAGUUCUUGAAGGCACUUAAACAAGAAUCAAGAAAACACAGAAAAAGAAAAGGAUAUGAAUCUUUUCGAUUUACUUCUUGGAAGGAGAUUCAGAGCCUCAAAAUUCAAGAUUCUUGCAAAACUUGCAAUCUCUAGAGUUGCUAUACUCAAGAAUCAGAGACAAGUUCGUUAUUCCCUUGCAAAAUCUGAUGUAAUUCAGCUUCUGAAUCUCGGUCAUCAAGAACGAGCUCUACUUCGCGUUGAGCAAAUGAUCAAGGAGCAGAAUUUGAUAGAUGCCUUCGUCAUGAUCGAGAAUUAUUGCUACCUGCUACUAGAUAGGGUUAUGCUACUUAAGAAAGAGAAGGAGUGCCAUGAUGAAGUCAAGGAAGCUAUAUCAAGCUUGAUCUUUGCAUCUUCAAGAUGUGGAGAAUUUCCAGAACUGCACCAGAUUCGUGGGAUUUUCGUGUCAAAAUUUGGGAAAGAAUUAGCUACUCGUGCUAUUGAGCUGCGAAAUAACUGUGGAGUGAAUCCUAAGAUUAUACAAAAGCUGUCGGUUCGACAACCAAGCUUUGAUAUCAGAUUGAAAGUCCUGAAGGAUACAGCUUCAGAGAAUGGUAUUGUCUUGAAUUUGGAGGAAGAUGCUCCUAAGCCUCAAGACAAAUCAAGGGGACCGCAAGAAAUCGAUAAUACUCUUGCUUUGGCCGAGGUGUCGAGUCCUGAUAAUAAGUUAUGUGAACCACUGAAAGUAAGGAAGUAUACAGAUGCAGCUAGUGCUGCUCUAGUGGCUUUUAAAUCGGCAGCUUACGCAGCAACAGCUGCAAGAGCUGCUGUCGAGCUCUCGAGAACUGAAACUCGGGGAAGUAAUCAAGAUUAUCAUCCCUUUGAUGAGUCAAUUAUACCAUAUGAAGAUUCAGAGGAGAAGGAAAACUCGGAUAGUACAUUAGUAUUUGACAAAACUUAUCCAAUUUACUAUCCGAGCUCUGAAUCAGAUGGUGAAAAUUUGGCAGAAAACAAUGAAAGAAUGCAUCUCAAGGAACCGGAGAUGAUCAAAGAUAAGCCUGGCAUAGACAGAACUUCUGCUUCAAGCACAGUUUCUGAAAGGAACAUUCCAUCAGCAGAGCACCGAGAUAUGAAUUCUUAUAGAAGUCCAAGAGUCCCCACAAAUGAAAUCCAAAGCCUUACCAGUUUGAUGGAGGAAUAUGACUCAGAUGAUGAUGUGAAUCAGCUGCCACAGAAAUCCCCAAUCUGGAUUUCACUAAAUCCUGAAGAUGACAAGGUAGAAGGAAGAUCUAACUCGGCAAAAAUGCAGAGGAGAAACUCGGACAAGCAACUAAAUUUGCAGCAAGCAAAACUAGAUAAAAGACCUUUAUCAAUGAGAACUGGGAGAGUAAAGAGGGAUUGAGAAGUACAUGAAAUUGUAUAAAUUUUGUUUUGUGAUAUACAUAUAAAGUUUCCAUAAGGACAAUUUGCUA
Mercurialis annua (annual mercury) is the source of this 1678-nucleotide messenger RNA. RefSeq lists its product as uncharacterized. Lineage: Eukaryota; Viridiplantae; Streptophyta; Magnoliopsida; Malpighiales; Euphorbiaceae. The transcript is spliced from 4 exons. Bases 283 to 1608 code for a protein of 441 amino acids. Gene Ontology annotation, biological process: protein transport. The record is from RefSeq and is a predicted model, not a curated record.